UUGUUGAGGGAGGUGAAUGGUUGAGAUGCCGGAUGAAAUGGGUCCGGCGAGCCCACCGCCGGUCGUACAGCAGUGGGAUGCAGACACGUCGACUCCAUAGGAACCCACCCCUGAUCACCGUCCGUUGACGCCGCAGCCCUCAUGGCCAACCUCGCCGACGACUUCUCGCCGCCGUCGUCCUCGUCGCCGUCCUCGUCUUCCUCCUCUGCCGCCUCCCUUUUCAAGAAGCCUUCCUCCUUCCUCCGCUCGUUCAGCUACCACCACCGCCACCCCGCCUCAAAGACCUCCUAUAAGCGCUUCGCCGAUGAGCCGAAGCGCCCCAAGGUAAUCCUCUAUUCUACCUCACUCCGCGGCGUCCGGCGCACCUUCGCGGACUGCUGCGCCGUCCGCGCUAUCCUGCGCGGCUUCCACGUCGCCGUGGACGAGCGCGACGUCUCCAUGGACGUCUCGUACCGCUGCGAGCUGCAGCGCUUGCUCGGAAAGGGCCCGCCGUUCUCGCUGCCCCAGGUGUUCAUCGGGAACAGGUGGCUCGGAGGGGCCGACGAGGUCCGGCAGUGGCAUGACGCCGGUGAGCUCGGGAGAAUGCUCGAGGGGGUCGUGGCUCAGGACCCUGCUUUCGUCUGCGGCGGCUGUGGCGGUGUGCGUUUCGUGCUGUGCUCAACCUGCCAUGGUAGCCGGAAGGUGUUCGUCCAGGAGGAAGGCAGCGUGCGACGUUGCGACGCGUGCAACGAGAAUGGAUUGUUACGGUGCCCUCAUUGCUGUUCAUGAAUUCCGCCACUCGUAAUUGGGCAACGACGGAGGGCUUCUUCUGAUUCCGUUCCAUCUUCUUUCGGAUGGAAUCAGUGGGUCGCUCGAGAGGAAUCGUGCCAAUUAAGAUGUAGCUCGAUGGUGUAGUUGAAAUGCCAUGUGUUUGUUUU
This is a messenger RNA of Musa acuminata AAA Group (dessert banana), 917 nucleotides long. RefSeq lists its product as uncharacterized. Bases 142 to 768 code for a protein of 208 amino acids. The transcript has a single exon. NCBI's taxonomy places the organism in Eukaryota, Viridiplantae, Streptophyta, Magnoliopsida, Zingiberales, Musaceae. The record is from RefSeq and is a predicted model, not a curated record.